This is a messenger RNA of Orussus abietinus, 1196 nucleotides long. RefSeq names its product protein takeout. NCBI's taxonomy places the organism in Eukaryota, Metazoa, Arthropoda, Insecta, Hymenoptera, Orussidae. The coding region runs from base 49 to 819 and encodes 256 amino acids. The record is from RefSeq and is a predicted model, not a curated record. The transcript is spliced from 3 exons.
GGUGGUGGCUCGACUUAUUUCUUCGUGGACGUCUUCAACGCAGCCAUCAUGGGACACGGUGGGUCCCCUCGUUUCUGGCUCUUCUCUCUUUGCGCCCUCGGACUCCUCGCCGAGGUCUUCUCCACCCCAGAAAUUCCCACUUUCCUGAAGGUAUGUCGACGCAACGACCCUAACUUGAACGAGUGCAUAAAGCGCAGCGUGGAGGGCCUCAGGCCUUACCUGAAGACGGGCAUCGCUCAGCUUCACAUCCCACCUUGCGAACCCCUCCACGUUCCUCAGAUCGAAAUCAGCCAAGAAGCUGGACCAGUGUCCGUGAAAUCGACCUACACCAACAUCAGAGUCCUGGGAGGGACGGAUUUCGUCCUGAAAAGUGUCAAGAUCGACCAAGAUAAGGACCGCAUCAGGCUGAAGCUGUACAUCCCCCGAUUGGAGAUGACUUCUAAUUACACCAUGGAGGGCAGGAUCCUGAUGUUGCCCAUCACCGGGAAGGGCACUGCCCAUGGGAACUACACGGACAUCGACGUGGUUUCGACGGUCCAGGGCGAGAGGUACCAAGACAGGAAGACCGAAAAGUCGCACUUCAGGGUGACGGACUUCUACGUGGACUUCGACGUCGGCCAUGCCAGCGUCCACCUCGACAAUCUCUUCAACGGCGACGAGACCCUGGCCGACGCCAUGAACCUCUUCCUCAACGACAACUGGAAGACCGUGGCGGCGGAAAUCAAGCCAGCCCUUGAAGACACGGUCUCCAGCCUCUUCAAGAAUUUCUCCAACAAGAUCUACUCCAAAUAUCCCCUCGACACCCUUUUGCCCCCCUGAUUUCCAAAAACUAAAAAUUGAUUGACCAAAAAUCGAAGUUGCGCCUCUUCUAGCGAUGGAACAUCGACCGACGUGUUUCGAUGGCUGCGUUGACGUCCACGUGGGGACAUCUCUUUUUUUUUUCUUUCAUUUUUCAUAAAUCUAGAAAUUGGCCGAACAAAAUUUCGUCCCUGGAGAUUUUUUACUCUUCUUCCCAGGAAGUGGCACGUCUUUAACGAGGAAAAUAAGGACGACUCGAUAUCUCGUGGAAGCUGCAUCGCGUGAUAACUCGGGAUAACUCCACGAAACCAGCGCGUCGUUUCAUAAAGAUUUUCUUAAUAAACUAGAAAGUAAACUAAGGAAUAUAUUAUUAAAUAAAGUGAUAAAUAUACGAGUAA